Molecule: messenger RNA, 869 nt
Organism: Callithrix jacchus (white-tufted-ear marmoset)
Lineage: Eukaryota; Metazoa; Chordata; Mammalia; Primates; Cebidae
Source: RefSeq, a predicted model, not a curated record
GAAAGAGAAAACACAGAGGUGCCAAAGGAACAAAGUAAUCCAGAUCAUGAUUGGAUUGAUGCACCUCGGUUUUGGAAUUAUUUUGGGUUUAAUAUGCUUCCUUUAUGAACACAAUUUAAGUUUUCUCUCUUUUGCUUUUAUUGGUGGAUACCCAUUCUGGGGUGGCCUUUCUUUCAUUAUCUCUGGCUCUCUCUCUAUAUUAGCACCCAAGGAGCUUUCUCCUUUUCUGCUGAGAAGCAGCCUGGGAAUGAACAUUGUUAGUUCUAUCUUUGCCUUCAUUGGAAUGAUUCUGCUGCUGGUAGAUAUGUGCAUCAAUGGGGAAUUUUACCAAGAUUACUGGGCCGUGCUUUCUGGAAAAGGCAUUUCAGCCAUGCUGAUGAUCUUCUCCCUGCUGGAGUUCUUCACGGCUUGUGUCACAGCACAUUUUGCCUACCAAACAAUCACCAGCACCAACAUGUCUGUCCUGGCUGCUCCAACUGUGUAUGCAAAUAGCCAUUUGACACCAGAGUCUUCUUCAGCUCCUCCCAGACACAACGACUACCCAGCUUAUGCCCCUAGAUAUUAAAAGAAAAAGGGGCAUCAGUCUAAUUUCAUGGGGAAAAACUACCAGCACAAACUUCUUAACAAGGUGUCUUUUAUUGUUCACAAUGAUUUCCAGACUUUAAAGACUGUGUUUGAGAUUUGUCUUUAGGCUGGUCACUAAUGAUAGCUCUCUCUCUCCUCUCUGUGUCUUCCGACAUUACCACUACUACAUGCUGGCAAAGGUGAAGGACCAGAGAGGACUGAAGAAUGAUUUGCAACUCUCUUAAAGUUAGACGUUUUUCUGUUCAUGUUACUGUUCCCUUAAUAAAAUGUCACUAGAAACAAAA